Aplosporella prunicola CBS 121167 is the source of this 1590-nucleotide messenger RNA. RefSeq lists its product as uncharacterized. Gene Ontology annotation, biological process: transmembrane transport. The transcript has 4 exons. The coding region runs from base 1 to 1590 and encodes 529 amino acids. Gene Ontology annotation, molecular function: transmembrane transporter activity. The record is from RefSeq and is a predicted model, not a curated record. NCBI's taxonomy places the organism in Eukaryota, Fungi, Ascomycota, Dothideomycetes, Botryosphaeriales, Aplosporellaceae.
AUGGGAGUAUCAUCCCCUUUCACUGUGGUUUGGGAGGCCAUCACCCAGACGUCGGAGUCGCCGCCCUGGCUUCUGAGCUACAGGUCCAGCUCGGUGUUCAUAUCUGCCACGGUAUCGAUUGCGGUUUUCACAGAUAUCUUCUUGUAUGCCAUCAUUGUGCCAGUUAUCCCUUUCUCGCUGCAGGUUAGGGCCGGCGUCGAUGCCGAUAGUGUCCAAUCUUGGGUCUCUAUCCUCAUUGCUGUGUAUGGCGCCUCUCUUCUAGCAUUUUCACCGAUAUGCGGUUGGUUCGCAGACCACUCAAACUCUCGCCGUGUACCUUUGCUCCUGGGUCUCUUCGCUCUUGCCGGAGCCACAGUCAUGUUGCAUGUCGGCAGGUCCAUUGGGCUCCUGGUCGCUGGACGACUCCUGCAAGGCGCCUCGGCGGCCGUUGUAUGGGUCGUAGGUCUCGCACUCCUUGUCGAUACGGUUGGUAAAGAAGAUGUGGGACAAGCGAUGGGCUACGUCAGUAUCGCGAUGAGUCUUGGUAUCCUCGUCGCGCCUCUACUCGGCGGUGUUGUCUUGGACAAAGGCGGCUACACGGCUGUGUUUGCCAUGGCAUACGGACUCAUUGGCCUCGAUAUCAUUCUGCGCCUGGUUCUGGUUGAGAAGAAGAUUGCUCGGCGUUGGGAGCCGCAAGAGGAGGUGGUUGACCUGGCCGAUACGCGCACGCAUGGAUACGGCACCACGCCUACAAGCCGCGAAGGAGAGGCGGACAAGGAGAAGCCGAGCACCGACAUGCCUCCUCCCUCGCGAGACCAGACGGACUCUGAAAAAGUUGACUUCUCAGAGAGCCCAACUCCUGCGCCGGCAGAAGCCCAACCGCCUGCCAACCAGCCCUCCAGCCGCUACAACCUGCCACCCACGCUCUCGCUCCUCACAUCGAAGCGGCUAGCGGCAUCGCUCUGGUCCACGCUCGCGGUCAGCAUCCUCUUCGCAUCCUUCGACGCGACGCUGCCCCUCUUCGUGCGCACAACCUUCCACUGGAACUCGACAGGGGCCGGCCUCAUCUUCCUGCCCAUCGUAGUGCCGACCUUCACCGCGCCAGCAAUCGGCUGGCUCUCCGACCGCUACGGGCCGCGCUGGUGCACGGCGUGCGGUUUCCUCGGCUGCUGCCCCUUCUACGUCCUCCUGCGGCUCGUGACGCACGACAGCCUGGAGCAGAAAGUGCUGCUGUGCGCGCUGCUGGCGCUGCUGGCCGCCAGCGUCACGUUCAUCAUGCCCUGCAUCAUGGCCGAGAUCACGUACGUGGUUGCGGCGAAGGAGGAGCGCCAGCCCGGCCUGUUUGGCGCAAAGGGCGCGUAUGCGCAGGCUUAUGGCUUGUUUAAUAUGGCGUGGGCGGGUGGCUCGCUUGCGGGCCCCCUGUGGGCAGGCUAUGUCAGGGAUGAGGCUGGUUGGGGCACCAUGACUUGGUCGUUUGGGCUGUUGGCUGCGAUAAGCGCUGUCCCGGCUGUGCUGUUCUGCGGUGGCUGGAUUGGAAAUGCUAAGGUUAAGGGGGGUGUAGGGGAUGCUGGGGAUGGGGAGACGGGGGUAGAGGAGAAGAGGAAAGAGUGA